AUGAGGAAACACGUGCUGGUGUUCUUUGAUGAAAUUCUGGUCUACAGCCCCAUACUGGAGACACAUGUGAAGCAUGUAACUGAGGUAAUGAGUAUUCUGAGGCAGCAUCAGUUGUUUGCCAAAAUGAGUAAAUGUUCUUUUGCGCAGCUACAGGUGGAAUAUUUGGGUCACAUAAUAUCAGCAGAGGGAGUGAAGGCUGAUCUUGAGAAGAUAGAAGACAUGAAAAACUGGCCGAGACCAACCAACAUCAAACAGCUAAGGGGAUUUCUGAGCCUAACAGGGUACUACAGGAGAUUUGUCAAAGGGUGCGGGGCUAUGGCCAGGCCCUUGACAAACCUGCUCAAGAAGGACAACUUCCACUGGAGUGAGGACACAGAGCAGGCCUUCUAA
Coffea arabica (coffee) is the source of this 390-nucleotide messenger RNA. NCBI's taxonomy places the organism in Eukaryota, Viridiplantae, Streptophyta, Magnoliopsida, Gentianales, Rubiaceae. The record is from RefSeq and is a predicted model, not a curated record.